Messenger RNA from Vespa velutina, 2337 nucleotides. Its product is annotated as tubulin glycylase 3A-like. Gene Ontology annotation, molecular function: protein-glycine ligase activity, initiating. Gene Ontology annotation, biological process: cilium movement; cilium assembly; protein polyglycylation. Lineage: Eukaryota; Metazoa; Arthropoda; Insecta; Hymenoptera; Vespidae. The coding region runs from base 1 to 2337 and encodes 778 amino acids. The transcript is spliced from 11 exons. The record is from RefSeq and is a predicted model, not a curated record. Gene Ontology annotation, cellular component: cilium.
AUGGAACAGGAUUCUCAUUGUAACGAUCAGGAUCGUUUGCAUUCAGGAUUAAGACACAAUGCUAUUCUUCGCGGACAAACUGGUACUAUAACAAAUAAAAUAAAUUCUCAACAGCCAACGAAAAGAUUAUCCUCAGUCAGCGAGCCUGGUACAAGCAACAAACGGAACGAAUCUAAGAAAUCCACUGUAUCACCAAAAACUGAUUUCCUAUCGCAAGGAUUUUAUAAGGCCAAACUUUUGCAAAUGAAACAACAAAGAAAACAAUUUGACCAACAAGUUUUAAAAUCUGUUAUCAGACCAUCAAGUUUUGUUCCACCGGCAACUAUUUUAACAAAAAAUAUGGACAAAGUACGGAAGCCACAACCGACUCGAACUUUGUUAAAUUUCAAUCACAAUAACGAAGAGAAAAAAGUCGAUAAACAUUCGAUUCUUUCGAAAACGACGAGAAAUAAUUAUCAAAUAAUUACAAGCAAAGAUACGUCGGAUUCUAACGAAGAAAUAGUGAAUUGUUUCGUACCAUCAAAGUACGUUCCUUCACAGGAAGAUUCUAUUAUUAUUAGAGCGAAUACAUCCGAUGAAACAGAAGUAGAUAAUAAAUCGAUUGAAUCUAAAACGAUUGAAGUGAAUGAAAUAUCCUUGGAUGAUCUAAGAAUAGAUCAUAAUAACAAGGAUAACUAUUUUGCGAUUCAACGGAGAGUGGAAGAAGCUAUUAAGAACAAAAAGAUCUUUCUAAUACGUGGGGAUAUUCCAUAUUUGGAAAAUACAUUAAAGAAAAGAGGUUGGAUAAAGAAAUACGAAUCUAGAAAAACGAGACACGUGCCUUAUGGUAAUGCAGCUAUUAUGGAUUCACCAUCGAUUGGUAAUAUUCAUCUUCCAGAUGGAUCCUUGAACGAGGAUUAUAUUAUUUUCACUGUAUUGAGACACGUACCGCCAGAUUUUAUUUGGGAUUGUCGUAAUGAUUUUGUGGAAUGGACAGGUCAUAUCAAACCUGAUACAUUGUUGAAUAGAUAUGACAAAUCAUUUAUAUAUACGUCGAAGCUCGGAAUGGCAAUAAUUUUGGGAAAUGUUCAUUGGCAUACCGAAGAUAAUGUUUCCACUGUAAAUUAUCCAAGAAGUUACAACGUUGCCCGUGACAAAGGUGCAUUUCUCGAUGAUUAUCGACAAACUGCAGCGGUGAGCCUUUUAAAAUGGUUCACCGAUCAAAUCGAGCAAGGUGUCAAUAUAUCUAAUAAAGGCUCGUCACCAAUUUCACCGAAACAAAUCGAAUUUGCGAUAAAACGUUGUGAGAAUUUUAUUGCCAUGAAAAACGAUGAGUAUUUGGAUGUACCGGAAGUUCCUAUUUCUUCGACAGAGUGGGAUAAAUUCAUCGACGAUUACGUUAUGGUAGUUCAUCGUGGCAACGGAAUUAUAGAUGAAGAGUUCAACGACGAACGUUCGUCUUUAUCUAUACUAUAUGAUUCGGCGGUGGAAAUUUUAAAGAAAGUAAAGGAAAACGAUCCUCAAUACGAAUUAAAUGGAAUGCGAAAUAUUUGGAUCUUAAAGCCAAGUAAUUAUUGCUGCGGAGUUGGUAUUGCGAUGGCACAUAAAUUAAGUUACAUAAUUAAAAGAGUACAGGAUUGCGCAAAAGAUUAUUUUAUUGUACAAAAGUACAUAGAAAAACCAUUACUCAUUAAGGACACGAAGUUCGAUGUUAGACAAUGGUACCUUGUUACUAAUAGUUAUCCGCUAACUAUAUGGAUUUACAAAGAAUCGUUUUUACGUUUUAGCUCAAGGCCGUUCUCUUUUGAUAGCUAUCACGAAGCUAUACACAUUUGUAACACUGCGGUCCAGAACAAGUAUAUUAUUCCUAAAACCUCUAUUCGUUCGCAAGAUUGGGAUUGUGAAAAACUUAAUGAAUAUUUAAAAACAAUAGGGUAUACGGGAGAACCAUGGUACGAAAAAAUUUAUCCAAAAAUGUGUCAAGCUAUAAUCGCUACUAUGUUGGCAGCACAAGAACACAUGGAUAAAAGAAGAUGCAGUUUUGAAUUGUAUGGAGCAGAUUUUGUAAUAAUGGAUGAUCUAUCGGUUUGGCUGAUAGAGAUAAAUACGAAUCCUCGUAUGCAUCCACCUGGAACUAGAAUCACUCAAAGAUUAUAUCCUAAUGUAUUGGAGAGUCUUAUAAAAGUCAUAAUGGAUUAUCCAUUCGAUCCAGACGCAGAUACAGGAGAUUUUGUAUUAGCGUAUAAACAAGUGAUCACUGAAAUACAGCCAAACACUGGAUUAUGUCUAACUGCUUUAGGUAAAGCUAUGCUAACAAAAUCCAAAAUUGUACAACAUAUGAAUUGGCAAUAUCUCUGA